This is a messenger RNA of Cinara cedri, 942 nucleotides long. Lineage: Eukaryota; Metazoa; Arthropoda; Insecta; Hemiptera; Aphididae. The record is from the annotation of a GenBank genome assembly.
AUGCAAACCAAUCGAUUAGCUUUUUUCGGAAGACGAAUUUUGCAAGCGUUCGUCCCGAAAGACACUGUCAGAAGCUUCAGCACUCCAAAGAAUCCCGAAAUAGGCGAUUGGCCGAAACCCGCGCCGGACAAUUGCCGGAAAAAACCCGCGGAUUCAAGUGCGAAAAAACCCGAGGACCCGGGUGAAAAAAAACCUGCGGACUCCGGUGCAAAGAAAUCCACGGACCCAUGUGUGAAAAAAUCCCCGGAACUCAGUGUAAAUAAACCCGUGGACCCAUGCGCUAAGAAACCUGCGGACUCUGGUGCAAAAAAACCCACGGACUUUGGUGCAAAGAAAUCCACGGACCCAUGUGCUCAGAAACCCGUGAACUCCGGUGCAAAGAAAUCUGCAGACCCGUCUGCAAAAAAACCCGCGGAUUCCAGUGCGAAGAAACACGUGGACCCAUGUGCGACAAAACCUGCGGAACUUAGUGCAAAGAAACCUGCGGAACUCAGUGCAAAGAAAUUUGCAGACCCAUGCGCUCAGAAACCCUCGGACUCCGGUGCAAAGAAAUCUGCAGACCCGUCUGCGAAAAAACCCGCGGAUUCCAGUGCGAAGAAAUACGUGAACCCAUGUGCGACAAAACCUGCGGAACUCAGUGCAAAGAAACCUGCGGAACACAGUGCAAAGAAACCUGCGGAACUCAUUGCAAAGAAACCUGCGGACCCAUGCGCACAGAAACCCGCGGACUCCGGUGCAAAGAAAUCUGUAGACCCGUCUGCGAUAAAACCCGUGGAUUCCAGUACAAAGAAAUACGUGGACCCAUGUGCGAAAAAACCUGUGGAACUCAGUGCAAAGAAACCCGUGGAUCUCGGUGCAAAGAAAUCUGCAGACCCGUGUGCUAAAAAACCCGCAGAUUCUGGUGCGAAGAAACCCGUUAACCCGUGUGAUAAAAAACCCUAA